Messenger RNA from Ipomoea triloba (trilobed morning glory), 1308 nucleotides. RefSeq lists its product as uncharacterized. Lineage: Eukaryota; Viridiplantae; Streptophyta; Magnoliopsida; Solanales; Convolvulaceae. Bases 263 to 1231 code for a protein of 322 amino acids. The transcript is spliced from 2 exons. The record is from RefSeq and is a predicted model, not a curated record.
UGAAGCGGCUUUGCCUAAGUAUUCCAGAACGGCAAAGCCGGCCAUUCGAUCUAUUAUAUUGUUUUACGAAACGCCACUAUAACCGCCCACUCCACGUUCCUUCAUUUUCUCCGACACAGAUCCGCCACGUACCACCCCCCAUUCGAUCUCCUAAAUAAACGCCACGCACUUCUUCUAUAUCAUUUCCUGUCUCCUAAACCCGGUCUGUUUUUUUUCUUCUCUUUUCUCCUCUCUACGCGUCUUUUUCCAUCAUAUCACUUUUAUGCAUGCAUCGUAUUGUGGUGCGGUGAUGAAGACGCGAGGGAAGGGCAAGAUCUUCAAGUGUUUGAGGCCCGCAACUGCCGACGAAGGCUACUUUAAACACUCUCGAUCAUGCGAUAGUUUCGCCGAUUUUCCCGAGUAUUCGUCGUCCGGAUCGGACCAUGGAGGAGGAGGAGGACGCGGCGGUGAUGGUUCCUCCACCGCCGUCGUCGCCGCCGCCGGAGAUCCGAAGAUUUUGAGACAUUUGACUAUGAGAAAGGCUACACAUGCAGAUCGCUCCUCGGACGUCGACGCUCCUGAUGAUCCUAACGCUCGGAAAGGGAAAUUCCCUGGAAAAUUCCGUCGCGUCCUUAAGGCCGUGUUUUUUGAAGCAUCCUUGUUAAGGAAACUUCGAAAGACGGAUUCUUCGUUGCCGGCUCCGUUUAGAUCUCGAUCGAGCAGUAGCACUAAUCUAUCAUCAUCAUCAUCGAAAUCGAAAUCGCAGAGGAUGUCGAGGAGUGAAAGUUUUGCGUCGAUGGGACAAACAGAAUCAUCAGAGAAAUUUUCUAGGAUAAAUUCAUCAGAUAGUUCUUCAUCACGGUUAUCUUCGUCGUCUAUGAUGACCGCGAGAGAGUUAUCAUCAUCAUCAUCAUUAUCGCCGUGUCCAAGUGUUCCGCGCUGUUCUCUGGCGUGUUGUUUGGACCGGAACAGAUCCAUUUCGUCAAGGACGAAGCAGGUGCUGCAGCAGAAGCUUGAGCGCGGGCGUUACUGUUGGAAAGUUGGAUGUUGUUGUUUAAUUCUUUGUUUAUUAGCUUUGCUGUUUUGGGGUAAAGCGCUGGCGAUUGUUUUCAUUUCUGCGUGGCUUUACUUUGCUCCUCUUUAUUUCAAAUCCGCCAUUGAUCCGCCGCCGUUGUUUGAGCCCAGUGAAUCUUGCAUGAUUACAUCAACCAGGAACCGACCUCGCCAUGCCAGAAGACACAGUGGAUUUUGAUCAUAACCGCCGAGGAUAUUGCAGUUUUUUUUUUCUAUUUUUUUGCGGGAGCAUAGGGGACGCCAUUGCCUAAUUGG